Molecule: messenger RNA, 1968 nt
Organism: Acyrthosiphon pisum (pea aphid)
Lineage: Eukaryota; Metazoa; Arthropoda; Insecta; Hemiptera; Aphididae
Product: immunoglobulin superfamily containing leucine-rich repeat protein 2
Exons: 4
Coding region: 416-1465 (349 amino acids)
Molecular function (GO): protein binding
Source: RefSeq, a predicted model, not a curated record
AGUUCACAACGUGCGUCCGUUUCGUUCGUUUUGUCUCGCGUCUUUUCGUGAUUUCGUUAUCGUCUUUGCGUUUUAACGGUUAUUUUUUUUUUUUCAAAAUUUAUACUCCUGACGCAGGCUGUCGAACAAGAUACGGUAUAUAAUAAUAUCUCUGACGAUUUGUUCGUCAUAAGUCACUGGAUUCUUUCGAAUUAUUCAGAUACCUGAACGCCACACGUGUCCGGAGAACGGAACCCUCACAAGUCACAGCCCACAGGGCUACGAGUUGUGUUAUUUGCAAAAAAUAUACUUUCCACCCUGUGAUUUAGAAUUUUAUUGAACGCUGGCUUGAACGUAAUGGUGCGUUACAGUAACAUGACUGGAAAUAUUAUUUUACAAUAACAGAACAAAGUCUUGAAAUACAAGAAAACACAAUAUGAUGACAAUUGGAAUUUUAACGAUCAUUGUUUUUGGCAUGUCCGCCUUUGUCGCGGAUGGGGCGAAAUGUCUCAACUCAAAAGACGUGGAAAGGUUCGUGGUGGUCAACUGUGCCUAUCAAGAAUUUCUGUCUGUACCAAGUACAGACAUUUUAAAGGACGUCGAGACGUUAAACCUAGAGCACAACUACAUCGGCAAGCUAUUUAACAACAGUUUCACCGAGUACCCGAACAUCAAGAAUCUGAUGUUGUCGUUCAACAAGGUACACACCAUCGAGCCCGGGGCGUUAGGGUCGCUUGCCGAGCUGGAAACGCUGGACCUGUCACAAAACGCCAUCAAGGAAGUGCCAGCCGGACUGCCCAAAUCGCUGAUUCAGCUAAAGCUGAACGGAAACCCGGUGUUGGACAUGCGGCAGCUGGAGACGGCCGUCGGACUGCGAGUGUUGCAGCUCAGGGGCUGUGACCUGAAAGCUUACCCGGCACUGGGCAUCAUGCCCAACCUGGUCAAUCUGGACGUGUCCGAAAACGCAGAGAUCUACGAUCUGGACCCGGCCCAGCUGGCCGUCACGUGCCGCCUGGCCCGGCUCAACGUGACGGGCGCUACCAAUCUGUUCCGACCCGGGACGCCGGGCGCUCACUGCAGAUGCCGGCGCGUCGUCCAGUGGGCCCACACGUACAAGGUGACCGUUUUCGGUUUGGGCCAAUGCCCGGACCCGCUGGCCGGAGACGGUGAGACCGACAUCCAUGACGACCCAAAGGACGAGGCCUGCGCCCGGACCCCGGAACAGGCCCUGGCCGCGUUCAAGGAGUGCAUGGCCGAGUGGGAACACCGCAACACGCCCUACUGGGCCAUCGUCUCUGGUAUCGUCAUCGUCGUGGCCUUGCUGCUGGCGCUGUGCGUGUGCAUGCGCCGCCGCCGGAGGAGACGCCGCCACGGCAACGCCGACAAAGUGCAGAGCGCCCAAUCGCCGCCGCCGUCCGAUUCCAAAGUAGCCCACAACGACUCGGCCGGCAACAACAAGACCGAACCCGCCGCGCUCUUGUCGUAGGCCGCGUGAAAUCGUCCAAUUUUCCCUGCGUUUUAAUUUUUUUUUUAACAAAUUUUACUUGCGUCGCGUAUCUUACGUAAAAUAUUGUGCUGCCCGCGUAUAAUAUAUACCUACGUCAAUGUAUUUAUACCUACAUUUUUUAUCUUAUUAUUUUCGAUUUGUUGUACCUACUGCAUGUGUUUAAAUAUCGAAGGGUAUACAAAUUAUUAUUAUUAUAUUAAAGUAAUAAUUUACAUAGGCGCGUGUAUAAUGCAUUAUGCAUGUCACGCCACAAUAUUAUAUAUAUUAUGCAUGUGCAUGUGCAUAUAAUGAUAGAUAUAUAAUUAUAGUAAAAGUAUUAAAAAAAAAAUAGUAAAAAUCAUUAAUGAUCUCUAAACGCCGGAGAUUUUCCGAUCCCUUCGGGUAGAGCGGUGAACGCAUAAAAGUCAACGAUCGCGUAAUUUGUUUUCUUAUAAGGUUUUAUUUCAUAUUAUGAUGACUAUAAUACUAUAAUGGUAGGUACG